This is a messenger RNA of Blastomyces gilchristii SLH14081, 1745 nucleotides long. RefSeq lists its product as uncharacterized. NCBI's taxonomy places the organism in Eukaryota, Fungi, Ascomycota, Eurotiomycetes, Onygenales, Ajellomycetaceae. The transcript has a single exon. The coding region runs from base 125 to 1084 and encodes 319 amino acids. The record is from RefSeq and is a predicted model, not a curated record.
CAGCACAAUCUUUUCCUGGCGGCGGCAAAUUGCGGAGAUAACGCCGCCCCGACAAACUUCCCGCAGACAACCUUCUACAUCCAGAACGACUGUGUCCCUUGCCAUGUAGGAAGCAACCUUCGGAAUGGCCUCUCCCAACCACCCUGACCCGCUGCCACCACCUGUAUCAGAGCCAUUCUGUGGUCCCAAGCCGACACAUUCACAGGACAAUACCCCUGGGACGGCGGAUGAAGAUGGUGGACAGCUUCAACAAAACAUUCACCCCUUUGAUUUCCGCCAGUCGCCUUUCCGUCCGUUCUUCACGGUCAUACAAGACGCUCACUCAUCGGAAUACCACCACCCCACCGUGCACUACAUAUUCUCGGACGACGAUACAGACUUGAUAACGGAAGCUGCCCUGCGUGCUCUGGAAGCUGGCCAGGGGACUAACGCUUUACGGGGUUCAAGCAAUGCGCAUCUGAGAGAAGUAGAUGAAGAUGAGCAAUCAGGGGCACAUACCAAAACUUCCUCGCUGCCUCCCCCAGUGCCUGGUGUACAAGAACACUACAUAGUCGUCGACAUACAUCCGUCUCAUAUCGACGCUGCUCGGAAUCAUCUUGCGGAAUCCUCAAAUAUCAAUACAAGAGAUCCAUCCAACUCUACGGAGGGCCUAGGACCCACCUCUGCAGCCUCCCCACCUACCAACGAGACCUUACAACCCCCGUACCCCUUUACCAUAUCCUCCGCCCACAGUCUAAGUCCGUCCUGGCAAAUCCUCAAUAGCCGUCUUUGCACAGCGCGCACUUUCGAUUCGUCCACAAACAGCCCUACGGCCGCCUCGGCCUCAGCAAACAACCGCCCCUCGUCCCCGGUUGGCGGCCUGAUGCUUGAGAUAGAAGGCACUUCUGGUGUCGGUUUUACCUCGUCUCUUCACCGCUCCCAGGACCACCAGCAUCGCUUGGAAGAGAUGAUGGAACAGUUUGAGAAGCGGAUGGAAGAGUUGCGGCAGAUUAUUGCAGCGGGAGAAGUCUAUCUCGACGGCACGGGUCGGUAUGAGGAGUCGGGCGGGAUAGAAGCUGGGACCGGGCUGGAGGAGGGGGUUUGAGGAGUGAUAUGGAGCCAACUGUUUAUAUUCCGCGGUGGAGCGACCCUGGAGGGGUUCAUGGGCAGCGAAGCAAGUCAUUUUCAGGCUUGGACGAGUCCCCAUAUAGUUUUCGAUUAUGUUACUAUCACGACGUCUCUUUUAUUUUGCACUGAUUUAUAGCGUGGCCAAUAGGUGGUUUUAUUUACUUAUCCUAACUUAGACUACAGGAGGCGUUUGAUAUGGGAAGAUUUCUGGUUAAUUGAAUGUUGUUUUAAUUUCGAUAUGCUUCUCCUCCCUGUUGUUUGACCUGCAUUGGAGAUGUAAAUAUUUAGAACCACGGUUUAGAUUGGAUAAAUAUAAUGCACUUCAUUUCAAUCCUCCGCAGAGCUCAUUAUAAAUCUGGGGGACGUCAUCCGAUAAUAUCUAGGAGUCAAUUAUUAUAGUAGUUAUUGAAGGAAUUCACGAAUGCAACCGACGCGGGAAUACUAGAUAAAAUUUACUUGAGAAGUGAGGACAACAUGACAAUUCUCUGCAUAAUCGUCUCGCCAAUGAUACCCAAUGACGCCUACUGACUCCCGUGACAGAUUGUAAAGCAGAAAAGCAACAAAGAAUCCCCGAGAAUCUAAGUACUACACAGAGGUUAAAACCAAAUGAAAGGGGACAGAAAGAAUGAAAGGUAAAA